Lactuca virosa is the source of this 1167-nucleotide messenger RNA. The record is from the annotation of a GenBank genome assembly. NCBI's taxonomy places the organism in Eukaryota, Viridiplantae, Streptophyta, Magnoliopsida, Asterales, Asteraceae.
AUGAAAAACAGAUGUUCACCAGAGGCAUUACUAUCUAUAAUCCUUGGGAUGAGCAAAGAACAAAAAGAAUGUGUAAGAUCUAUGGGUUUUGGAGCUUUGUUAAAAAUGAAAAUCACAGAUAUACCACUGAAGCUGGGAUUUUAUGUUCUUCAAAAAUUUGAUUCUGAGAGAAUGGUGAUAGAUAUUGAAGGAAAUGAACUAAAAGUAACAGGAGAGUCUGUUCAUGACAUGUUGGGCAUAACAAUUGGUGGAACCAAACUUACACAACUGGAUCAAUGGCCUAAGGAUGAUACAAGUUAUGAUGAAUGGAAGCAACAAUUUAAAAAAUAUUCAAUCAUCCGACUGAGUCCAAUCAAAAAUGUUAUUGUUUCUACCACACAAGCUGAUUUCAAUUUCAAAUUGAACUUCUUAGUUCUUUUUGUCAACACGUUUUGCGAGUCAACAUCAAUGGGAAGAUGCAAGCUGUUUCCCUUGAGUUAUAUUUCAAGAAAAACAGAUAUCAGCAACAUAGACUGGUGCAGCUAUGUUUUGGACUGUCUUGUCAGAACAAAAAACUCAUACAUACCAUACUCAGAUAUCAACUUCUUUGUUGGACCUUCAACUUUCUUGGUGUUGUUCUAUGCUGAUAACAUCCACUCAGAAGCUUUAACAGUAACACGUAAACGUCCAACAAUUUAUUAUUGGAGUUCAGAGAAGAUUAGAUAUCAAGAGACAUUUGAACAAGAAAAAGGUAGAUUUGGACUUGGAGAAUUAAACGAAGAAUUUGUUAAUGAACAAGAUGAAGGAGAUACAGAUCUCGAAGACAAUGAUUCUGAUAAAGAUGAAGAUCAUUCUGUUGAGGCAUAUGAAUCAAAAAUAUCUAAAAUGCUUAAUAGUUUCGAGAGGAUGAAGGAAAAGCUGAAUUCAAAGCUCAAUGAUGCGAUAACAAAGUUCCCUGAAAAGGAAAGUUUUAGGAUUUUCGAAGAAAAGAUGACAAAUAUAAUUGGUGAAGAAAAAACAGAAGGCACAACUAUUUUUGAAUUUCCAAGUAAUCAAACUGGAUUUGAAGGAAUCAAUUUGACACCAAUAAUCUGUCAAAAAACAAAUGAUCAAAAAGAAAAUGAAGAUAAAGAGGGAAAUGGUGAAGAAGACAAUGAUAAUGAUGGAAGUCAACCAGAAGAAGAUUAA